This is a messenger RNA of Molossus molossus (Pallas's mastiff bat), 1741 nucleotides long. It is a transcript of the gene PEF1, whose product is annotated as penta-EF-hand domain containing 1. Gene Ontology annotation, molecular function: calcium ion binding. Gene Ontology annotation, biological process: COPII vesicle coat assembly. The coding region runs from base 123 to 1031 and encodes 302 amino acids. Lineage: Eukaryota; Metazoa; Chordata; Mammalia; Chiroptera; Molossidae. The transcript has 6 exons. The record is from RefSeq and is a predicted model, not a curated record.
CUCACUAAACACACGGGGCCUGACUGCUCUGGGGCCUACUCUACCGCAGGAAAGGGAGGAACAACGCCCCAACGAUCCCGGCACCAAGAAUUGACAGACGCGCCAUCCAACCAACAGUGGGUAUGAUCCCAGCCCCAGGCGGGGGCGGGCUGGAGGUCGGGAAGCCCGGCCCCUCGCCGACUGGUGACGUCGGAGCCGACAUGGCCAGCUAUCCCUACGGGCAGGGCUGCCCAGGAGCUGGAGGACAAGCGCCUGGAGCCCCUCCGGGUAGCUACUACCCUGGCGGAGGGCAGUAUGGCAGCGGGGUACCCCCUGGUGGUGGUUAUGGAGGAGGUCCAGCCCCUGGAGGGCCUUAUGGACACCCCAACCCUGGGGGGCUCCCCUCUGGAGCUCCAGGAGGACCAUAUGGCGGUGCGGCCCCAGGGGGCCCCUAUGGUCAGCCACCUCCAAAUUCCUAUGGUGCCCAGCAUCCCGGGCCUUACGGACAGGGGCCUCCUCCAGGUGGCGUCCCUCCCAAUGUAGACCCCGAGGCUUACUCCUGGUUCCAGUCAGUGGACUCCGAUCACAGUGGCUACAUCUCCACCAAGGAGCUGAAGCAGGCCCUGGUCAACUCCAACUGGUCCUCGUUCAGUGAUGAGACGUGCCUGAUGAUGAUGAACAUGUUUGACAAGACCAAGUCGGGCCGCAUGGAUGUCUACGGUUUCUCAGCCCUGUGGAAGUUCAUCCAGCAGUGGAAGAACCUUUUCCAGCAGUAUGACCGAGACCACUCGGGCUCCAUCAGCUACACGGAGCUGCAGCAAGCUCUGUCCCAAAUGGGCUACAACCUGAGCCCCCAGUUCACCCAGCUCCUGGUCUCCCGCUACUGCCCACGCUCCGCCAACCCCGCCAUGCAGCUAGACCGCUUCAUCCAGGUGUGCACCCAGCUGCAGGUGCUGACCGAGGCCUUCCGGGAGAAGGACACAGCUGUGCAGGGCAACAUCCGGCUCAGCUUUGAGGACUUCGUCACCAUGACAGCUUCUCGGAUGCUAUGACCCAGCCCCCCUGUAGAGAGUGGUGUGCUCCAGGGCACCUUUCCUGGCUCUUUGGACUGGGAGAAGCCGGGAGGGGGGUCUCCUUUUCCUGCCCCUCCUAGAAAAGUUUCUCCCUUGCCUGAUACAGUGCUGUCCCCAAGAGAGCUGGGGGUCCUGUGUCUUGGCCACCAAAUAGUGGGGUCCUAGGCCAAGGCCACACAGGUAGGGGCCUGACAUAGGAGAGGACUGGAAGUUAAAUGUCCUUACAGUCCUUAGCAUGUAAGUGGCACAGCCUUGUGGCAGGAGCAGCAGAUGCCAGUCAUUGUAAUGGAGUGUGUGUCCAGUUGCCGGGCUCCAGCCUCUAGCUUUCCCUUCUGUGGCCCGACACCAGUGGUGAGUGUUCAUCGGCCUCUUCGUCCUCUCGGAUGAAGCCAGUUUCUCCAAAGUGGAGCCUGACCAAGCAUGAAAGAGAGGUGCCCAAGGCACCAGUGGCUCGGAUUCUGCCACCGCCAUGCCCACAGCCGUGUGUGUGGACUUCCAGCUGCUGGGGGCUGUCCCUGCUCAGGGAGCUUGGACAGCCUGCUCUCUGGGCGUUUGGGGCCAGGCCACUGCACUCUGCAGAUCGGACUGGACCCCUCACUUGCUACCACUCUCUGCUUGGCUUCAUCCCCCAGCGGACAGUUGCCACCUCCCACUGCCAAUGCCUUUUUUUGUUUUUUCAUUUGGGGCCA